Molecule: messenger RNA, 2000 nt
Organism: Anopheles stephensi (Asian malaria mosquito)
Lineage: Eukaryota; Metazoa; Arthropoda; Insecta; Diptera; Culicidae
Product: GTP cyclohydrolase 1-like
Exons: 5
Coding region: 344-1432 (362 amino acids)
Biological process (GO): tetrahydrobiopterin biosynthetic process; tetrahydrofolate biosynthetic process
Cellular component (GO): cytoplasm
Molecular function (GO): GTP binding; GTP cyclohydrolase I activity; zinc ion binding
Source: RefSeq, a predicted model, not a curated record
GGCGGUGGUUCCUUUCACCUUAUGUCUUCUCAUCUCGUGCGCGCCGGAGCCUGUUGCUUCGACCGUGCCUUGCCGACUCUCGGCCAGUUGCGUUCCGACGGCGUACACAAGCGGGUCUCUGUCGAUUUCCGAUCCAUUCGUCACAGUGCGUAACACUGCUGGUCAGUGACUUUGAAUCGCGCGCCAUCAACGUCCUGCUUUCGUGUGUGUGUCUGUGUGUGAUCCUUAUCCCUGGUGCAUGUCCCUGCGUCUUUCCGUCUUCCACUGCUGCUGGUGUGUCCGUGCGUGCUGUGGUGCUGUUGUGUCCCCGUAUUGAUCUCCGUCCACUGCUCGCGAGGUUACGAUGAGCAAGUUCGAGAUUUCGGAUGAUGCGGACGAGCUGAACCAGGAGAUCGAUGAUACCAACUUUCCGACGCGCUCCAACUCGAUCAGCUUCGGUGCGGCGAAUGGUAAUGGUUCCACCGGGAGCCUAAACAACGGGUACGGACCGUUCGCCAACAGGCGUCGGUCCAGCAGUAUCCGACGCACCGAGAGCGAAAUGACCGAGGGUGACGAGAAUGGGGCGGAGGCGGCCGCGGAGUUGACCGGUGAGGCGGUCAAUAACAACGGUGGUGAAAAUGGCGCCUCGACCAACGUUACGGCGAUCAGCGGUGGCCUUAAUCGGGCCCGUCCAACACCGAUCCGCACGAUCAGUCUGUCAGGUGAGGCAAGCAAUGGGACGGACAACGGUGGCACCACCACCACCACCACCACUAACCCGGCCAGUGCACCACCACUUAACAGCACUCCGAGGGCCAUCAUGACGCCAGGACACGAAAAAUGUACCUUCCACCAUGAUCUGGAGCUCGACCACAAACCGUCGACCCGGGAGGACCUGCUGCCGCUGAUGUCCAAGUCCUACCGGAUGCUGCUGUCGAGCCUGGGCGAAGAUCCGGAACGUCAGGGACUGCUGAAAACUCCGGAGCGGGCCGCCAAGGCAAUGCUCUUCUUCACCAAGGGUUACGACCAGAGUUUGGAAGAGGCCUUGAAUGGUGCCGUUUUCGACGAGGAUCACGACGAAAUGGUCGUGGUGAAGGACAUCGAAAUGUUCUCCAUGUGCGAACACCAUCUGGUACCGUUCUACGGUAAAGUUUCGAUCGGUUACUUGCCCUGCAAGAAGAUUCUCGGCCUAAGCAAGCUGGCCAGAAUUGUGGAAAUCUUCUCACGCCGCCUUCAGGUGCAGGAACGGUUGACCAAGCAGAUCGCGGUCGCCGUCACACAGGCGGUACAACCGGCAGGUGUUGCUGUCAUCAUCGAAGGAGUUCACAUGUGCAUGGUGAUGCGUGGCGUACAGAAGAUCAACAGCAAAACGGUCACCUCGACCAUGCUGGGCGUCUUCCGGGACGAUCCGAAGACGCGCGAAGAGUUCCUGACGCUCUGCAACAACAAGUGAGCCCGCAUGAGCCUGCAUCGAUCGCCGUCGGCCCCAGCAGACACUGCACCGGCGGUUUGCCAGCACGAUGCGUCCGACGAAACGUGGGGCGAGGGAGUAUUAAGAGACGGAAGACACUGAUGUCUUCGUGCAACUCGUUUAGGGAAAUCCGUUUAGGGAAACAUGCAACCACAUACCCGAUAUACUCGAUUUUAGCUGCCAGAUGUUUGGAGAGAUUUUAGGCUAUUUUUUGGUCGUACAGUGUUGCUUGAGGAUGAUUCCGGGAUGGUAUGAAAACAGUUUCAAAAGCAAAACAUCACUAUCUUUAUCCAUUGUUGUUGUGAAUGUGUGCGUGCACAUACACACACACACCAUGUGCGCAUGCUCUUGUUGUGUCCAAACCGUUUUACGUGAGCAAAGAAGGACAAUAAUCCAGCUUAUCUCAUCCUUUUAAAAUGUUGCUCUCUAGAUAGCUGGGAAGUACGGUCACACCGAGAAUACAUUUUAAUCCAUAUAUUAGUAAGAAAUAAAGCAACUGUUAUCAAAAAUCAAAUAAAAGCAAAGCUGUAAAUGUGAGUGAAUGUUUCGA